Cotesia glomerata is the source of this 714-nucleotide messenger RNA. RefSeq lists its product as uncharacterized. The transcript has 4 exons. Bases 109 to 561 code for a protein of 150 amino acids. The record is from RefSeq and is a predicted model, not a curated record. NCBI's taxonomy places the organism in Eukaryota, Metazoa, Arthropoda, Insecta, Hymenoptera, Braconidae.
GAAUUUUUUUGUAGUAAUUUAUUUGUGGUAAAGGAAUUUAGAAAAAUUCUCAAAUGUAUAUUAGUUAAUAAUAGUGAAAUUAAGAGGCAAUUUGUGAUCUUCCAUAUAAUGAAGCAGAGUAGAGGGAAAUCGUACUGGCGGUUUUUGGGAAUUUUGUUAUUUAGCAUCGCGGCGCUCGAAACAGUCUGGGCAGCGUCCGUGCCUGAACCUGGAAUGGUUUAUUCCGAUCCUUUUCCUGACGAUACAGAAAAUUAUAUAUGGCUACAAAAGUUGAAACAAAUCCACGACAUAAAACUCGAAAUAUCUGAAGACGAACGCGAACUGUCAGAUGCUCAGCUGGAAAUUCAGGCGAUGCUGGAAGCCAACGCCCGAAAUCAGCGAGUACCGCAUUACCCGAUACCGCCGGAAUUUUUGAGCGAAGAUCCUGAAGCUCUGCCGGUUCCCGAACCGCGAGUGAACCCAGGACCAACGCACUCGGGCAAAAGGACCAGCUAUAUGGCUCUAUGUCAUUUCAAGAUCUGCAACAUGGGACGCAAGCGACAAUUGCCCGAGAAGAAAUGAGCUGACGACAAAGAAAAGGAUUACUUAAAACAUCGCGUCCAGCCCUUGAAACUCUCUUAAUUACCAUUUUAAACAAACGCUGCGUUUUAUUUUUUUUUUUCAUAUGUAUUAUCUUGUAAAUUAAAAUUAAUAAUUAUUAUUUUUUCUCUGUAA